Molecule: messenger RNA, 2778 nt
Organism: Cylindrotheca closterium
Lineage: Eukaryota; Bacillariophyta; Bacillariophyceae; Bacillariales; Bacillariaceae
Source: the annotation of a GenBank genome assembly
AUGAGCAGCAACAACGAUGAGGUAUUUUAUGGAGCUGAAAAAAAAGCCAAGCACAAGACUCCCAGGGGGUCUGAUGUGACUUCUAGACCUAGUGCUGUUUCACAGAGCGACAGGAGUAGCAACCGCCGUGAUAAGGAACAAAAGAGACACAGUCGAAGUUCAAAGGGAGGUAAAAGCGGUCAUCGUAGCAAGAGGAAAAAUGAGCAUUCCAGCCACCGAACUUCCACAAGCAGAAGCAAGAGCAGCAGAAGCACUGCUGGGGGCUUCAGCGAGAGUGACAGAAGUGCAGCAUCCACCUUAUACGGCAGUGACGAGGAUGCCAAGGCGAAAGCUAAGGCGUCUCGUGGAACUCCAAGAGCUACCAGGCCUGGUGUGGAUCAGGUUGUUGGCAGCAUCAGCGAAAGCGAGAGAACUACAUCAUCAAUCUUAUAUGGCAGUGAUGAGGAUGCCAAGGGUAAGGCCGCGUAUCGUGGAACUCCAAGAGCUACCAAGCCUGGUGUGAAUCGUGUGGAAGGAACCAUCAGCGAGAGUGAGAGAACAACAUCAUCACUCCUUUACGGCAGUGAUGAGGAUGUCAAGGCAAAGGCCAAAGCUUCUCGAGGAAGCUCAAGAGCUACCAGGCCUGGUGUGAAUCGUGUCGACGGAAGCAGCAUUAGUGAAAGUGAAAGGACCACAUCAUCAAUCUUGUACGGUAGUGAUGAGGAUGCCAAGGCAAAGGCCAAAGCUUCUCGAGGAAGCUCAAGAGCUAGCAAACCUGGCGUGGAUCACGAUAGUGACAGAUGUACUGAAAUCUUGUACGGUAAUGACGAGCAUGCAAAGGCAAAGGCCAAGGCUUCUCGGGGAAGCUCAAGCGCGACAAGGCCAGGUAUUCAACGACUUGAAGAGAGCGAAAGAAGUAUUGAAAUCUUGUACGGCGAUGACGAGGAUGCCAAGACAAAGGGCAAGUCUUCUCGAGGCAUCUCAAGGUCGGGAACUCCUGGUGUUCAACGUGUUGGAGACGAAAGGAGCCUCAAUGUUCUUCCCGAGGCUUCCUGGUUAGAUUCCGCACGCAAUGUCCAUAAAAGCGGUAUUACUGGCGUCUUGGUGGACGAGAAUGGUGUGCCCCAGGAGCAGUCCAGUACCGAAUUUUCGGACGCUACUCCUACGGAAGACCACAAGCACAAAGCUGAGAAACAGCCAAAUUCCAACACAAAAUGGUUCGUUUUGCUUGCAGUAAUUUUUCUACUUGUGGGAGGUGGUACCACGGUUGCCUUUUUCGCUCUCACGGGUGGGCAGAUCAAUGAUGACACCAGCGUGAAAGCAGUGACAACAGCAGAUGAAACAACAGCGGCACCAUCAACAUCAUCAUCUGUGUCUCCUUCGAAUACCCCCCCGACAAGCCCGCCUACUUUGGAAAUCAUCUACGAUCCACCAAGCGAAUCUGUCUGCAAUGCAAUAGCAAGAAAUGAAACCACUGUGGGAGGUCACAAUGGCGAACCAGUCAUUGACGAUGGCUUUCGUAUGAACAUUGAGGUUACCAUGUCAGGUGAUGCUACCAUGUCCGAUGAAUCGGUGGAGGAAAUGCUCAAUGCUAUCCAGGAGCUGCUCCUUCCUGCUCUUAUGGGAUGCAACAACAAUAGCACUCGCCGAACACUAUCUGAGGCUUCACCAACUGGAAUCCGUGGCUCAAUCAAGUAUCGACAACUUCUUGAAGCUGCGGAAUGGCGUUAUUCUGUCUCCAACGCCUUUGUCAAAGGCGAUCUGAAGCCGGAGAUGGCCUGUUUGGAAAGUGAUCCAAAUUGUUACGUUGUCGAGGUGGAGCUGCAUCUGUCUUUGAAGAGACCAAUCAAUGGUCUGAGCGAUGGAGUUCGCCUGGAUUUCGAAAAUCCUCUGUUGGACAUUUUGCAAUUGGAUGACUCCUUCUUUGAAGUACAGAUGACCACUUUCUCUAGUUUGGAUACACCCACUGGAUCACCAAGCACGAGUCCUGCGACGCCCAUGGAACCAUCUCCUAUUGGUGCACCAGUAUCGGGUUCCACUUCUGCACCAAGCUCACCUGUUACAUAUCCUACUUUACCCCCAACCACCUCAUCCGAAGCAGAUCCAACCGAAGCUCCAGUUCCAGAGCCAUCCACGACUCCCAUUGUAGAUCAAAGUGAAAUACCAGUUACAGCCCCCACUGAGAGACCAGUUGCCAACCCAAUUGAAGCUCCGGUUGAAAAUCCGACACUGGCACCAGUUACACCACUAAUAGCUCCAACACUGGCACCAGUUGCAAAUCCAACACUGUCACCAGUUGCCGACCCAACCGAGGCACCACUUCAAAAUCCAACAGAGGCACCAGUUAAUUAUCCAACAGAGGCACCAAGUGCAAAUCCAUCUGGUGCAAUAGUUGGAAAUCCAACAGAGGCACCAGUUGCAAAUCCAAUCGAGGCGCCAGUGCCGUCCCCUACUGAUUCGCCGGUUCCAGCCACUACCAAUGCACCUUCGGCGGAACAAACCCCCGUCCCGUCUCCAUUUCCGACACCAGGUCCAACACCACUACCAACUCCGUCUCCCACGGAUGCACCGACACCACUACCAACACCUUUGCCAACUCCGUCUCCCACCAAAGCACCGACACCACUACCUACUCCGUUCCCUACCAAAGCACCGACACCGCUACCUACUUCGUCUCCAACUAGAGCACCUACUCAGGUACCUACCAAGGCUCCUACAAAAUCGCCCACAGCAAUGCCCACCGUGACGGCACCUACUCUUCCCCUUCUCCCUACCGUUGGAGAUCUUUUGGGCCUAUAG